UUCAAUUAUAGAGAAAGACAGAGGAAAGUUCAAACCCAGAGCAUUCCAAAGUCCAAAGAAUCCACAACAUUAGUUACAACCAUUUUCACAUCUGGGUGGUGGGAUUUGAGUGUCAAAUGUCAACUACAUACAUUGGUUGAUUCUCGUAAGUACAGCUUUUGCAAAACCAAGAUAGUUUGAGCCAACUUUGUAGUAGUUUUGUCAAAUUCUUGACCAUGCUGGCAAAGAAUCGCUUCGUGUUCAUGGUUUUUGCAUUGAGUUACUUCAGGUUGCUGAGAUUCGCAAAGGCAGUGGUACCCCAAGAAGAAGUUGAUGUACUCCAACAAAUAGCUAGUACCAUGGGCUCAACAUAUUGGAAGUUUGAUGGUAAUUCUUGCCAACUUGAAAUGGUUGGGAUGACACCAGAGCCACCAAGAAAUUCUGAGAGCAGCAUUGGUUGUGAUUGCAACAACACCGUCUGUCAUGUCGUAAAGAUAGAGAUCAAGUUCUAUAGUCUUCCUGGCAUGCUUCCGCCUCAACUGGUGAAGCUUCCUCACCUUCGAGAAAUUGAUUUUGCUUACAACUAUCUCAAUGGGACAAUACCACUGGAAUGGGCUUCAAUGCGAUUAACUUUUAUCUCUGUUCUUGGGAAUCGCUUAUCAGGGGAGAUUCCAAAGGAAUUGGGAAAUAUUACCAGUCUCACAUACCUAAGCCUUGAAGCAAACCAAUUCUUUGGCAUUGUUCCUCCUGAGCUUGGCAAUUUGACCAAUUUACAGACUUUGAUGCUAUCCUCCAAUAAUUUGACAGGAAACUUGCCGAUGACUUUUGCCAUGCUGGGAAGUCUAACAGAUUUUAGGAUAAAUGAUAACAACUUCAUAGGAACAAUACCUGAUUUCAUACAGAAUUGGAAGCAACUGACAAGAUUAGAAAUGCAUGCAAGUGGACUGGAAGGACCCAUCCCACCAAAUAUAUCUCUUCUGAGUAAUUUAAAAGAGUUGAGGAUUAGUGAUAUAGAUGGGCCAAAUCAGGAUUUUCCUACGUUGAUAAACAUGUCUGGCCUAGUAAGAUUGGUUUUGAGAAAUUGUAAGAUUUUUGGGGAGAUCCCUCCAUACAUCUGGACAAUGAAGAAUCUGGAAAUGUUGGAUGUCAGUUUCAACAAUUUGGUUGGGGGGAUUCCCACCAAUGCCAACUUAGAGCGCCUGAAGUUCCUCUUUUUAACUCGCAACUUGCUAAGUGGAAAUGUACCGGAUUCAAUCUUGACAGAAGGAAGUAAUAUUGAUCUUUCAUACAAUAACUUUACAUGGCAAGGUCCUGAGCAACCGGCUUGUCGAGAAAACCUGAAUUUAAACCUCAACUUGUUUCGAAGCUCCUUAAACAAGGAUAACUUAAGGCAACAUCCUCGUUGCUUGAAGAAUUUCAAUUGUCCACAAUAUUCAAAUUGUUGGCAUGUUAAUUCUGGUGGAAAUGAUGUAGCCUUCAAGGAAGAUAAAGCAACUGUUAUGUAUGAAGGAGAUGCAGAUGCUGAAGGUGGCACUGCAAAAUUCUUUAUCCGUGACAAUAGUUACUGGGGAUUUAGCAGCACUGGAGACUUUAUGGAUGAUAACGAUUUCCAGAAUACACGUUAUACUGUAUCUCUCUCAUCAUCAAAUGUCACUGAAUUGUAUGGGACAGCACGUGUAUCUCCUAUAUCGCUUACUUAUUUCCAUUAUUGCUUGGAGAAUGGAAACUACACUGUAAAUCUCCACUUUGCAGAGAUACAGUUAACAAAUGACGAAACAUAUAGCAGUCUUGGGAAGCGUGUAUUUGAUAUCUAUGUUCAGGAAAGACUAGUGUGGAAAGAUUUCAAUAUUGAAGAUUACACUGGUGUUGCUCAAAAGCCACUAGUCAAGCCUGUGUCCAAUGUCAGUGUGUCAAAAAAUGUCUUAGAGAUCCGAUUCUAUUGGGCUGGUAAAGGGACAACGAGAAUCCCUGAUAGAGGAGUUUAUGGUCCCAUUAUAUCAGCUGUUUCUGUGGUUUCUGAUUUUAAGCUUUGUCCAAAUGGUGGAACCAAGCAAACCGUUCAUAUCAUUGUUGGAGUUGCAAUUGGAGCAGUAUGCUUACUACUCUUUUUAGUGGGAAUCCUUUGGUGGAAAGGCUGUUUGUGGAGGAAAAGAGGGAGAAAAACAGAUGUUCAAGGGCCAGAGUUGCAGACAGGUAGUUUUACCUUAAAACAAAUAAAAGCUGCUACUAGUGACUUUGAUUCUGCCAACAAGGUUGGAGAAGGUGGGUUUGGUCCGGUGUUCAAGGGUCAAUUACCUGAUGGUACUGUCAUAGCAGUUAAGCAGCUCUCAUCUAAAUCGAAGCAAGGAAAUCGUGAAUUUUUAAAUGAGAUGGGCAUUAUUUCUUGUUUGCAACACCCAAAUCUUGUGAAGCUUCAUGGAUGUUGUAUUGAAGGGGAUCAAUUAUUAUUGGUGUAUGAGUAUAUGGAAAAUAAUAGCCUUGCUCGUGCUCUAUUUGGUCCAGAAAACAGCCAGCUUAAAUUGGAUUGGCCUACGAGGCUUAAGAUCUGUAUUGGGAUAGCAAGAGGUCUAGCUUUUCUCCAUGAAGAAUCAGUACUCAAGAUUGUUCACAGAGACAUUAAAGCAACUAAUGUGUUGUUGGAUGGAGACAUGAACCCUAAAAUAUCUGACUUUGGAUUGGCUAAGCUUGAUGAAGAGGAGAAAACUCACAUUAGUACCCGAGUCGCUGGAACAAUAGGAUAUAUGGCACCGGAAUAUGCAUUAUGGGGUUAUCUGACCUACAAAGCAGAUGUUUACAGUUUUGGAGUUGUGGCCUUAGAAAUUCUGAGUGGAAAGAACAAUAGUAACUAUGUGCCGAGUGACAAUUGUGUUUGUCUUUUGGAUCGGGCUUGUCAAUUGCAACAAACUGGAAACUUUAUGAAGCUGAUUGAUGAGAGGUUGGGGUCUGAGGUCAACCAAAAGGAAGCAGAAAUUAUGGUUAAAGUAGCUCUGUUGUGCACAAAUGCUUCCUCAUCACUUAGGCCUACGAUGUCCGAGGUUGUAGGCAUGCUCGAAGGGCGAAUCACCGUUCCAGAAGUGAUCCCAGAACCAAGCACCUACAGUGAAGAUUUGAGGUUUAAGGCCAUGAGAGACCUCCAUCAACAAAGGCAAGAGCACAGUUCGAGUGGAAGUCAGAUCCAAAACUCAACUACAGUCCAUUCAUUUUACUCUUCCUCUACAUCUGGACACGACUUUGGUGAAAUCAAACCAGAAUCAAGAUCUUGUUGAGUGGGGGUGAGCAUUCCUCUCGGUAGGUAUUCUUUUAAGUGAUAGAUUCUUAUCUCCAUCAAGGAGACGAAACUGAAGUUUCAAUUGUUUAUGUGAAUAUUAUUAGCUUGGGUGUCCACAAGCAAGUAGAGAUUUUACCAGGGAUGCCUUGAUAUAAUGUCAAUAUUUUUGUAAAAAACAUUUCUAUAGUUAGAGCAGGAAUAUAUGGAGUACAGAAAGGUGAGAAUAUGAUUGAAUUGGAUUGCCUGAAUUUUCAUUCA
Molecule: messenger RNA, 3505 nt
Organism: Alnus glutinosa
Lineage: Eukaryota; Viridiplantae; Streptophyta; Magnoliopsida; Fagales; Betulaceae
Product: probable LRR receptor-like serine/threonine-protein kinase RFK1
Exons: 24
Coding region: 216-3245 (1009 amino acids)
Biological process (GO): protein phosphorylation
Molecular function (GO): protein kinase activity; protein binding; ATP binding
Source: RefSeq, a predicted model, not a curated record